AUGUCAACCCUUGGUGGAAUGCCAUCUUCGGAUGACUCGCGAGACGACAAUAUCAGAGGCGAGCCCGAGAUAAGCGGUCAAUAUGAAACAGAUACGGCAUCGACUCGAACCAAAUUGGAUGGACGGGAUGACAGCGAGAAAAUGGGCGAUAUGGAAGAGGAGGUUGAGCAGAUGGUGCGGCAGCUCACCCGUCAUUCUACCCGAUUCUCCGCAACUGGUGCGAACAAUCCUUUCUUCGAGGAGAACAAAGAGUCAACAUGGCACCCCGAUAGUCCAUUUUUCAAGACGAAGGAUUGGAUCAGAUCCCUUCUCGCCGCGCAGUCGCGCGAUCCAGAACGGUUUCGUCAGCGUAAUGCUGGUGUAGCCUUCAAAGACCUCCAUGUUCACGGUUUUGGCAGUCCAACUGAUUACCAGAAGGAUGUGUUCAACUCGAUCCUAGGUAUUGGUGGUCUUGUGCGACAGGUGGUUGGCAGUGGUCUUCAAAAGGUUCAAAUAUUGAAUAACUUCAACGGAAUGGUUAGAAGCGGUGAAAUGCUCCUGGUUUUAGGCCGUCCGGGAAGUGGCUGCUCAACACUUCUCAAGACAAUUGCCGGUGAAAUGAAUGGAAUAUAUGUCCACGAAGACAGUUAUAUGAACUAUCAAGGUAUAUCCUCCAAGGACAUGCAAAGUAGAUUCCGCGGAGAGGCUAUCUUUAGCGCUGAAAACGAUGUCCAUUUCCCACAGCUUACAGUUGGGGAUACGUUGACAUUCGCUGCUCAGGCGCGAGCGCCCCGCACACGGUUUCCUGGAUUGAGUCGCAAGGAGUAUGCAAACCAUGUUCGCGAUGUCGUGAUGACAAUGCUGGGAUUGCGGCACACUUUCAAUACACGGGUAGGCAAUGACUUCGUUCGAGGUGUUAGUGGCGGGGAGCGCAAACGAGUGAGCAUUGCAGAGGCAAUUCUCAGUGGUGCGCCUCUGCAGUGCUGGGAUAACAGCACCCGCGGACUCGACAGUGCCAAUGCAUUGGAAUUCUGCAAGAAUCUGCAAUUAAUGAGCAAAUAUGCUGGCACAACUGCAUGUGUUGCGAUUUAUCAAGCCUCUCAGAAUGCAUACGAUGUAUUUGAUAAAGUUGUUGUACUAUAUGAAGGUCAUCAGAUCUACUUUGGCCCGACUAACGAGGCGCGCCAAUUCUUUACUGACAUGGGCUUUGAUUGCCCGCAGCGCCAAACCACGGCCGAUUUUCUUACUUCCCUGACCAGUCCCAGUGAAAGAAGGGUGAAGUCUGGGUUUGAAGACAAAGUGCCCCGAACCCCAAUGGAGUUUGCAGCGCGGUGGCGGAGCAGCCCAGAAUUUGGUAGACUCUUGCAGGAGAUUGAAGCUUUCGACCAAGAGUAUCCCAUCGGAGGAAAUUCCUAUACUGAGUUUGGGGAGGCGCGUCGAUUGAUGCAGUCAAAGCAACAGCGUGCCGAAUCUCCAUAUACACUCUCUGUGAUUGAGCAAGUGAACCUGUGUCUAGUACGCGGUUUUCAGCGCCUCAAAGGAGAUGCCAGCUUGACAACUACUGCUAUCUUCGGUAACUUUUUCAUCUCGCUAAUUCUAGGGAGCGUGUUUUAUGACAUGCCCUCUGAUACGUCCAGUUUCUAUUCUCGUGGUGUCCUUCUAUUCUAUGCAGUGUUGAUGAGUGCGUUUAGUAGUGCACUCGAGAUCUUGACGCUUUACGCUCAACGUCCUAUUGUGGAAAAGCAAGCUCGAUAUGCGUUUUAUCAUCCAUUCGCAGAGGCCAUCGCAUCCAUGCUCUGCGACCUGCCGUAUAAAAUAACCAAUUCGGUGACAUUCAACCUACCUCUCUAUUUCCUGUCUCACUUACGCCGAGAGCCAGGGCCAUUUUUCAUCUUUUGGCUUUUCUCUAUAGUAACGACAUUGACUAUGUCAAUGAUUUUUCGUUCUAUUGGUGCCGGGUCAAGAUCAUUAGCUCAAGCCCUCGUGCCGGCGGCGAUAUUGAUCCUAGGUCUGGUUAUUUACACUGGCUUUAUCAUCCCAACUCGUGAUAUGCUGGGCUGGUCAAGAUGGAUGAAUUAUAUCGAUCCCAUUGCAUAUGCUUUUGAAAGCCUCAUGGUCAAUGAGUUCGAUGGUCGAGAUUUUCCCUGUCUUUCGUUCAUUCCCUCGGGCCAGGGCUACGAAGAUGUUGAUCCCACCCAUCAAACCUGCAGUGCGGUAUCCUCUUCCCCAGGAUUGCGGAGCAUUAGUGGAACUUCUUAUGUUGAAACAACAUACCAAUACACUCGCUCCCAUUUAUGGCGGAACCUAGCAAUCAUGAUCGGGUUCAUGGUUUUCUUUAUGUUCGUUUAUCUUCUUGCCACGGAGCUUGUUUCCGAAGCUAUGUCAAAAGGGGAAGUCCUUAUAUUUCGACGAGGUCAUCAGCCGAAGAAUACUCAAGACAGCGAGACUCCAUUAGAUACCGGCUACAAGGAAGAUAGUCCGAAGGAAGGUUCUGCUAAUAUACAGCGUCAAACUGCGAUAUUCCAAUGGCAGGAUCUGUGCUAUGAUAUCAAGAUAAAAGGGGAGCCACGCCGAAUUUUGGAUCAUGUAAAUGGAUGGGUCAAACCUGGCACAGCUACAGCAUUGAUGGGCGUCUCUGGUGCUGGAAAGACAACACUGCUCGACGUGCUCGCCACGAGAGUAACAAUGGGUGUUGUCUCCGGCGAGGUUCUAGUUGAUGGCCAAGCACGCGAUGACUCGUUCCAGCGCAAAACCGGCUACGUUCAACAACAAGAUGCCCAUCUGCAAACUUCGACUGUACGUGAAGCGCUUCAGUUUAGUGCUCUGCUCAGACAACCAGCACACGUCAGUCGACAAGAGAAAUUGGACUAUGUAGAAGAAGUGCUUGACCUACUUGGUAUGCAGACUUACGCAGAUGCUAUAGUUGGUGUUCCAGGAGAGGGCCUCAAUGUUGAGCAACGGAAGCGCUUGACCAUCGGGGUUGAACUGGCUGCCAAGCCGCAACUACUGCUGUUUCUCGAUGAACCAACUUCCGGGCUGGAUAGUCAGACCUCAUGGUCAAUUCUAGACCUCAUCGAGACACUCACGAAGCAUGGCCAGGCCAUUUUGUGCACAAUUCAUCAACCAUCUGCAAUGUUAUUUCAAAGGUUCAAUCGCCUCCUAUUCCUUGCCAAAGGAGGAAGAACCGUCUACUUUGGGGAAAUUGGCGAAAACUCUUCAACGCUCGCGAAUUACUUCAUAAAAAACGGAGGGCAUCAGCUUUCAGCAGGCGAAAAUCCUGCGGAAUGGAUGCUUGAUGUUAUUGGAGCGGCUCCGGGUUCCCACAGUGACAUCGACUGGCCAGAAGUUUGGAAUAACAGUCCUGAGAAGCAAGCCGUGUGUAACCACCUGGCGGAACUGAAGUCGACCUUAUCUCAGCGUCCUAAGGAAUCGGGCUCUCAAGAUGAUUACCGCGAGUUUGCCGCACCAACCUCGGUCCAAUUAAAGGAAUGCCUUUCUCGGGUUUUCUCGCAGUACUGGCGGACUCCGUCAUACAUAUACUCCAAGCUCGUGUUGUCUAUCUUGACUGCGUUGUAUAAUGGCUUCUCCUUCUUCAAAGCCAAGAAUACGCAGCAAGGUUUACAGAACCAGAUGUUCAGUAUAUUCAUGCUGAUGACUAUUUUCGGGAAUUUGUGUCAGCAACUCAUGCCCAAUUUUUUGAUACAAAGAAGUAUCUAUGAGGUGCGCGAACGUCCGUCAAAAAUGUACUCCUGGCGUGUUUUCAUGGCCGCCAAUAUUCUGGUGGAAUUACCGUGGAACCUGCUGGUAGCUAUCUUGAUGUUCGUCUGUUGGUACUAUCCUGUUGGUUUGUAUCAGAAUGCCGAGCCAACAAAUGCAGUACACGAGCGAGGAGCACUCAUGUUCUUGUUCAUGCUUACUUUCCUGUGGUUUACAUCCACUUUCGCGCACAUGAUCAUUGCCGGUGUUGAGAAUGCAGAGACAGGAGGCAACAUCGCCAACCUCAUCUUUGUGCUUUUGCUUUUGUUCUGCGGUGUUGUCGCUACUCCGGAAGCCAUGCCUGGGUUUUGGAUCUUCAUGUAUCGCUUAUCUCCGUUUACUUACCUCGUGUCAGGCAUGUUAAGCACUGCGGUCAGUGGAACCGAAGUGACAUGCGACUCGAUCGAGACUUUGAAGGUCAAUCCACCCCCGAAUCAAACAUGCUCAGAAUAUCUCGGAGCAUUCGCGGCGGCAAGUGGAGGACGCGUUCAGAACCCAGAUGCAACAAGUCAGUGCGCAUACUGUGCCAUGUCAGGGACAGAUACCUUCCUGGCGUCUGUGAGCAGCUAUUGGAGUGAUGCGUGGCGAAACUUCGGCUUGAUGUGGGUGUACAUUGCCUUCAAUAUCGUGGCUGCCAUUGGCGUAUACUGGCUGGCGCGGGUGCCUAAGGGGAGUAAGACGAAGGGCAGCACUUGA
Messenger RNA from Aspergillus melleus, 4431 nucleotides. RefSeq names its product pleiotropic drug resistance family ABC transporter. Gene Ontology annotation, biological process: transmembrane transport. The record is from RefSeq and is a predicted model, not a curated record. The transcript is spliced from 9 exons. Gene Ontology annotation, molecular function: ATP binding; ATP hydrolysis activity; ABC-type transporter activity. Lineage: Eukaryota; Fungi; Ascomycota; Eurotiomycetes; Eurotiales; Aspergillaceae. Gene Ontology annotation, cellular component: membrane. Bases 1 to 4431 code for a protein of 1476 amino acids.